AUGGAUUUCGAGAAACCUAUUCAUCUAGAAGAAUUGGACUCGGAUGAGAUCAGUACUCCUCCCACACCAGAUCUUAACCGAAAAGUCGACAGGCGCAUACUGCCUUUCGUAGCUUUGACUUAUCUACUAUGCUAUCUAGAUCGAUCAAAUAUAGGAAACGCGAAAGUUCUAAACUCAGAUGCAUCGGAUGAUCUGAUGCACUCGAUUGGAAUGACAGACCAGCAAUACCGCGUCGCAUUGAUGCUAUUCCUAGUUGCAUACUCCAUAUUCGAGGCACCAAGUAAUCUCGCCAUGAAGAUCUUUUCACCACCAGUGUGGCUAGGGUUUCUAGUAGCAUCUUUCGGAGCCCUAUGUGCCGGUAUUGGGGGAUCAAAAAAUGUUCAAACACUCAUGGCCCUCCGCUUCUUACUUGGGGCUGCAGAAGCAGGUACUUUUCCUGGUAUGAUUUUUUAUCUUAGUUUCUGGUAUGGGCCCCGAGAGCGCGCAAUCCGAAUUGCAGUUUUCUUGUGCAGUGCGACACUGGCUGGUGCUUUUGGUGGUGCCAUUGCUUACGGUGUUGGACAUAUGAAUCAAGUCGGUGGCUUGAAUGCGUGGCGAUGGCUUUUCAUUCUUGAAGGCUUACCAUGUAUCCUCGUCGCUAUUGCGAUCUUCUUUUUUCUACCCAGUUACCCAGAGAACGCAAAAUGGUUAACAGAUGAAGAAAAGGAGAUUUUACGUUCCUCAUUUGGAGAGAAUAUUCCUCGAGGAGAAGACAAGCUUAGUUGGCAAGACGCCAAAGAAACCCUCCAAGAACCCCGUCUUUGGCUCCAUUACCUAACUUAUCUCUGUAUGGGUAUUGGUGUUUCCUCUCUUUCACUCUUCGCGCCUACGAUCGUCGAGGGCAUCGGGUAUACGGGUCUCACUGCACAACUAUUUACCAUCCCACCCUACGCCUGUGCGUAUGUGGUCACCCUCUGCGCGGCGUAUGCGUCUGAUAGAUAUAUGUGUCGAGGACUUAUUGCGGCUGGAUUCUGCCUUCUGGGAGUGAUUACAUUUUUGAUUCCAGCUUGUGUCUCCACCCCAUCCCUUCAUCUCCGCUAUGCCAUGCUCGUCCUCUGCACAUGCUCGGUCUUUGGGUCCCUUCCGUCUCUCUGCGCAUGGGUUUCUGAUAAUGUUCGCACAACAACCGCCGGUUCCAUCGCCAGUGGAUUGAAUGUUGCAUUCUCUGGCCCAGGGCAGAUUAUCGGGGUGUGGAUUUAUGAAAGUCAACAGGCACCGAGAUACCAGCUUGGUCAUGCGGUUAACGCGGCGAGUCAGUUUGUAGGAAUGGUUUUGGCAUUGGGAUUGUGGUUACAUUAUCGCAGGUUAAAUUCUAGACUUGGACCGGGGGAGACAAGAUGGAUUGCUUGA
This is a messenger RNA of Penicillium malachiteum, 1389 nucleotides long. RefSeq lists its product as uncharacterized. The record is from RefSeq and is a predicted model, not a curated record. Gene Ontology annotation, molecular function: transmembrane transporter activity. Gene Ontology annotation, biological process: transmembrane transport. Bases 1 to 1389 code for a protein of 462 amino acids. NCBI's taxonomy places the organism in Eukaryota, Fungi, Ascomycota, Eurotiomycetes, Eurotiales, Aspergillaceae. The transcript is spliced from 7 exons. Gene Ontology annotation, cellular component: membrane.